AUGGAUUUAAAAUCUAAAGGUAUGGCCUGGGCUGGAGACAUUUACCAGAAGUUUGAAACAAUGUGCCAUGAAGUGGAUAAUGUUGUGAACAAGGAUACUUUUAAAUUCGUUGAAAACCAGGUGCACACUGUGGGUGAGAACAUGAAGAAAAUCUAUUCUGAUGUUGUCCAUGAUUUAAUCCCUCCUUUGGUGGAUCCUGCAAAAUGUGAAGUGCCAGCAGCAGCUCUAAAAAGAAAUGCUGCCAUUGGUGCCUAUAUUAUUAAAUCUAUGAUUGGCGUUGAUGAUGAUCAUGGACAUAAUACUCAGACAAAGCAAUCACCUGUGGAACAUGGUGAUUUUGAUCCUAUGACGAAGCAGCUAGGCAAGGAAUUCUGGGAGCUUCAGGUUGCAAAUAAAUUGCCUGUUACUGGCAAUUCUGAAGAACCCCUUGAAGGUGCAGAAUCCGAGUCAACUCCUGGAAUUGUUGAUGUUACAACUGAGACUUCUGAUGUGAGCACAGAAGAAAAUGAAGUAAAGGAGAAUUCAUCUGGACCUGAGGAGUUGGAAUCUACUACUCAUGGAGAUAAAGAACCUUUUGAAGCAUCAAGUGAAAUUCCUAAUUUUAGUUGUGAAAAUGCGUGUGGGUUUCUGGCUGAGCCACCUGUUUAUGGCGAGGAGUUUCAGUGUCCUCAAGAGGUGGAAACUGUAUGUGAUAGCUCCACGGGUGACACUUACUCUGCUGGUGCUAUUGUUUCUUCUUCUCAAAUGGCCUUUUCGGCUCGAUCUUCUGAAAGGGAAGUAGUGGAGAUGGAAGUUGGAUCCCCCAGCAGUUCCAUAUUCAAGGAAUCUCAUAUUCUGCCUGAGAGCCCGCUCAAUAACAUUGCCUGCAGCAAUCCUUGGAAUGUAGCUGGCCAUGAUUGUGACAGUUCCACCAUGCUUAUGUCUUCUACAUCGUCUCAUUCGGAUAGUUCCCUUGUGUUCUUGUCGUCUACAUUUGCUCCAACUGUUUCUUGUAAGAUCAAGGCAGCAGACACAGGGCUUACCUCCUCCAACAGUGUUCUGUCUUUGGUAUCAGUAGAAGCAUGUGUAGGAUGUUCGGAUGGCUCUGCUAUAGAAGAUUUGACUGAAUCUGAAAUGGAAAACAUUGAUUUGUCUGACAAUGUGAAGCUUGAGGAAAGUUGUGUCAUUGUUGACAAUAGCUUGCUCUAUGAAGUCUCUCGUAGAAACCGUAGACUCAGAUCAUACAAGAUAAUAAAACCUACUGACUCCCUUUUGGUUUUCUUCCUUUUUAAGAAAAAAAUCCAAGAUGCUUUCUCUUCGAAAAAGAGGGUGACCAAGGAAUAUGAGCAGCUAGCAAUUUGGUUUGGGGACCUUGAUGGCCCUGAUACGAUGCAGCGUGAGUUGUCAUCUAGUACCACCAUCACCUUGGAUCCCGAUCCACAAGCUAAUUGGACACAAGACUCUGAAUGGGAGCUUCUGUAA
Molecule: messenger RNA, 1461 nt
Organism: Dovyalis caffra
Lineage: Eukaryota; Viridiplantae; Streptophyta; Magnoliopsida; Malpighiales; Salicaceae
Source: the annotation of a GenBank genome assembly